Molecule: messenger RNA, 562 nt
Organism: Brachypodium distachyon (stiff brome)
Lineage: Eukaryota; Viridiplantae; Streptophyta; Magnoliopsida; Poales; Poaceae
Product: defensin-like protein 3
Exons: 2
Coding region: 110-343 (77 amino acids)
Biological process (GO): defense response
Source: RefSeq, a predicted model, not a curated record
CGCCACGGUAAGAGCUAGCCAUCGGUCCUUCGUUACUACUCCUCGAUCCAGCUAUUAUAUUAGCCCUUAACACUCGCUCUCAGUAGCUAAGUCGUUAAUUAAGCAAGCCAUGUGGACGAAGAAGAAUGUGGCCCUCGUGCUGAUGCUCCUGAUCAUCCUCGCCGCACAGGAGGAGGGUGGUUCGAACGUGGCGGAGGCGAAGAUCUGCCGCAAGAGGAGCGCGGGGUACCACGGGAUGUGCAUGUCGGACCGCAACUGCGCGCAGGUGUGCCAGGCCGAAGGAUGGGGCGGCGGCAACUGCGACGGCGCGGUCCGCCGCUGCAAGUGCUCCAGGGAAUGCUAGCUACUUCUUAAUUCUCUAUCGUAUAUCUACUCCACCUUGCUAGCUACGGAGUAAACACGUACGCCGUACGUACAUGUAUGUAUACAAGCACGCGUGUACGUAUGUGUGCGUGCAUGGUCUACGUAUGUCAUGUGUACUCGUGUUGCUACGUACAGAGCUAGCUCUGGCCGUGGCCGGGCUAGCAAAAGAUGAGAAAUAAAAAAGGUACUGCCUGCGUAA